AUGUUAGAAUGGCUGUUUUACUAUUCUACUGGGCAUAAAGAUGAUGAUCUGUUUUCUAUCUAUCUAUCUAUCUAUCUAUCUACGUUCAGUUCUCUCUCAUCUUUAAUUUCUUCUAUCUAUCUAUCUAUCUAUCUCUGUUCAGUUUCCUCUGAUUUUUCAUUUAAUCUAUCUAUCUAUCUAUCUAUCUAUCUAUCUAUCUAUGUUCAGUUCUCUCUCAUCUUUAAUUUCUUCGAUCUAUCUAUCUAUCUAUCUAUCUAUGUUCAGUUUCCUCUCAUUUUUCAUUUAAUCUAUCUAUCUAUCUAUCUAUCUAUCUAUCUAUCUAUCUAUCUAUCUCUGUUCAUUUCCUCUCAUUUUUCAUUUAAUCUAUCUAUCUAUCUAUCUAUCUAUCUAUCUAUCUAUCUAUCUAUCUCUGUUCAGUUUCCUCUCAUUUUUCAUUUAAUCUAUCUAUCUAUCUAUCUAUCUAUCUAUCUAUCUAUCUAUCUCAUAUCUAUCUAUCUAUCUAUCUAUCUAUCUAUGUUCAUUUCCUCUCAUUUUUCAUUUAAUCUAUCUAUCUAUCUAUCUAUCUAUCUAUCUAUCUAUCUAUCUAUCUCAUAUCUAUCUAUCUAUCUAUCUAUCUAUCUAUCUAUCUAUCUAUCUAUCUAUGUUCAGUUUCCUCUCAUUUUUCAUUUAAUCUAUCUAUCUAUCUAUAUAUCUAUCUAUAUAUCUAUCUAUCUAUCUUCACUUGUUCAAAUCUAUCUGUUUGCCUAUCUGGCUCCGUUCUUCUUCCCGAAACAUAACUUCGCUGUGAUCCUUCGACCAAAACGCAGCUCACUGUUCAAAUGUCUUUUGCUGCAAGCCAUUUCAAUGCUACCAGCGAAUGUUAUUUAUUCUAUGGUCACACCUCAUACCCACCUUGUGUUUGUCAAUUGGAUUCUUACCCAAACUGAUUUCUCUGACUUAUAUCCUUUUCUCAUCUUCUUCUUCUUCUUCUUCUUCUUCUUCUUCUUCUUCUUCUUCAAGCUCUUAAAUUCCUUUGGCUAUUUUCUGUGCACUAUGGUUUUCCUGACGCGCUUAUUUUUUUGCCGCUUUUUGCUUUCCUUCUUGUCUUUAUUUCUUGAUUUAAUGGUUCCUAUUUCUUUUGAUUUGUUUCGCUUUCGAGCUUCCUUUAUUAUAAAUUCGCAAUCAAUUUCUCUCUCUCUCUCCCUCUCUAUUUCUCUCUUUCUGUCUCUCCUUCUUUUCAUUCUCUCUUUUUCUUUCUCUUAUCGUUGCUCUCUCUCUCUCUCUCUCUCUCUUCCCAUUGUCUUUCUUUCCUUUUAUUUCUGUCUCUCUCAUUACAUCAUUUGA
Molecule: messenger RNA, 1323 nt
Organism: Acanthosepion pharaonis
Lineage: Eukaryota; Metazoa; Mollusca; Cephalopoda; Sepiida; Sepiidae
Source: the annotation of a GenBank genome assembly